Messenger RNA from Rosa chinensis, 937 nucleotides. Its product is annotated as 60S ribosomal protein L15-1. The coding region runs from base 155 to 769 and encodes 204 amino acids. Gene Ontology annotation, biological process: cytoplasmic translation. NCBI's taxonomy places the organism in Eukaryota, Viridiplantae, Streptophyta, Magnoliopsida, Rosales, Rosaceae. The transcript is spliced from 4 exons. The record is from RefSeq and is a predicted model, not a curated record. Gene Ontology annotation, cellular component: cytosolic large ribosomal subunit; ribosome. Gene Ontology annotation, molecular function: structural constituent of ribosome; RNA binding.
GCGUCAGAUUAGGACUAGGGUUUCUAAGAAAAACAGACGGCCCAGAGUGAAUUCUCACCUUAUAAAACUGGAGUUUCUUCACAAACCCUAAGUGUUAGUCGAAAACCUCAGCCCCGCUGCUGUAGCUUGUGCGCCGCACCUCAUUUCUGCAACCAUGGGAGCUUACAAGUAUGUGUCGGAGCUAUGGCGGAAGAAGCAAUCUGAUGUGAUGGGGUUCGUCCAGAGGGUUCGCUGCUGGGACUACCGUCAGCAUCCUUCGAUUGUACGAGUCACAAGGCCCACCCGCCCUGACAAGGCUCGCCGUCUCGGCUACAAGGCCAAGCAGGGAUAUGUUAUCUACCGUGUCCGUGUGAGGCGUGGUGGUCGCAAGAGGCCAGUUGCCAAGGGUAUUGUGUAUGGUAAGCCCACCAACCAGGGAGUUACUCAACUAAAGUUCCAACGCAGCAAGAGGUCUGUUGCUGAGGAGCGUGCUGGGCGUAAGUUGGGUGGCCUUAGGGUUCUCAAUUCCUACUGGAUCAAUGAGGAUUCUACCUACAAGUACUUUGAGGUUAUUCUCGUUGAUGUUGCUCACACAGUCAUCAAGAAAGACCCAAGAAUCAACUGGAUCGUCAAUCCUGUUCACAAGCACAGAGAGCUUCGUGGUCUCACAUCUGCUGGGAAGAAAUACAGGGGACUGCGUGGAAAGGGCCACAAUUACCACAAGAAUCGUCCUUCUCGCAGGGCAACCUGGAAGAGAAACAACACCCUCUCCCUUCGUCGCUACCGUUGAUUUUGGUCCUUCUAUCUUAGGUCUUGGUUUAUUUUAUUGGUAUUUUGAGCAAGACAAUAUUUUGUUAUGAGUUGGGAUUUUGCAGUUCGAAACUUUAAUUAUGUAUGCGAAUCACCUGGAUCGUGUUCCAUUUUAAGGAUUUACUAUCAUCUGUUGGAUUUUCUUCGA